UUCAUGUUCUAUAGUUGGCUGCGUGUGGCGAAGAACCUACAUCAUAUUGUUGUACCCCUCCGUCAGCCCGUUCUCAUUGUGAAGAAGGAGUGGAGCGAUCUGAAUAACAUGAGAUAGAUGCUGCUUUUGCCACUUAAUGGCUGCUGGUGAGGAGGAGCGGCCCAACCAUCAGGUCCAUUUCAAGUCGGAAAAAAUGAGCCUGUCGGCUGUGCUCUGGAGCUUUUCGGGAAACCACCUCGGGCUCUCUUUGCAGAGAGCGGGUAGAACAAUCUGCAGACGAUGCUCCAUGACCUAAGCUAUGUAGUAUGGAUACUACUAGGGAUAAUUUUGACACCAGGAACCUGAAAAAGCUUUCGGGGUGCUGCAUCUCAGCAAACCUUUGUACAGCUGAAAAAAGCUCUAUGGAUAUGAAAGAAUUAUCCACAGGAUGACUAGAUUUUUUUUGGUAGACUACAUCAUGUAAUUGUGAUUCUUCCAAUUUCGUUAAAAGACACAAAUAGCAGCCGAGUAGCAGCGAAUUUGAUUGACGGUUUGGUCAGAUGAUGCUGUUUCCAGCUGGCUGCUGGUUGGAAAUGAGAUAAGAGCAUGUGAAGACAGAAAAGGAGUGCCUGUCUAAAUACCAAUUGGGAUUUGUCUCUCCAACAGCUACACCAGUGAGGCAAAUCAAUAUCAGGUAGGCUGAAUGGACGUAUUGACCGGCUUCACUUAGGAGCAUUAGCUGUGGAUGGAGUUAGAUGUUUGCUAAAGGUAUGAAUAUCAAACAAGGUCCUGCAUUCCCUACAGCCAAAACCACCGGUGCCAUGGCACCAAAGAGCCGUCUCCGUGCCGUGCUGAGGAGGUGAGGCUGGCUGAAACCUUGGAGAAAGGGUUCAAAGGAGCGGAGGGGGCAUGGAGCUGGACAAUAGCUCCCUGGACUACUUCACCAGCAACUACACAGAGACUCCCGACACCGUCACGCCACCACCCUGGAGCGAGGCCACGUUACUCGGCCUCCGGAUCUGCCUGUCUGCGCUGCUGGCUCUCGUCACCCUUGCCACCGUGCUCUCGAACGCCUUCGUCAUCGCCACCAUCUUCCUCACCAGGAAGCUCCACACACCGGCCAACUUCCUGAUCGGCUCCCUGGCCGUCACCGACCUGCUGGUGUCUAUUUUAGUCAUGCCGAUCAGCAUCGUCUACACGGUCAGCAAGACGUGGUCGCUGGGGCAGAUUGUCUGUGACAUCUGGCUGUCGUCGGACAUCACCUUCUGCACAGCCUCCAUCCUGCACCUGUGUGUGAUCGCACUGGACCGCUACUGGGCCAUCACGGACGCGCUGGAGUACUCAAAGCGCCGCACCAUGCGCCGGGCGGCGGUCAUGGUCGGGGUGGUGUGGGUUAUCUCCAUAUCGAUCUCCAUGCCUCCGCUUUUCUGGCGACAGGCCAAGGCCCACGAGGAGCUGACGGAGUGCAUGGUGAACACGGACCAGAUCUCUUACACCCUGUACUCCACCUUCGGCGCCUUCUACGUCCCCACGGUUCUCCUCGUCAUCCUCUACGGACGGAUCUACGUCGCCGCACGCUCCCGCAUCUUCAAGACGCCGUCGUCCUCGGGAAAGCGCUUCACCACAGCACAGCUCAUUGAGACCUCGGCGGGCUCCUCUCUCUGCUCCCUGAAUUCUGCCUCCAACCAGGAAGCCCACCCGCACUCUCUCAACGCGGGAGGCGGUGGAGGCGGAGGAGGGGGAGGAUCUCCCCUGUUCAUGAAUAGUGUGAAAGUGAAGCUGGCAGACAGCGUGUUGGAGAGGAAACGUCUGUGUGCGGCUCGGGAGAGGAAAGCCACCAAGACGCUGGGCAUCAUCCUCGGCGCCUUCAUCGUCUGUUGGCUCCCGUUCUUUGUGGGCACGCUGGUCAUGGCCAUAUGUAAGGGGUGCUGGUUCGAUCCGGUGCUUUUUGAUAUAUUUACCUGGCUGGGAUACCUGAACUCCCUCAUCAAUCCGGUUAUCUACACGGCAUUCAACGAUGAGUUCAAACAGGCUUUUCAAAAACUCAUGAAAUUCAGACGGUUCACCUGAAAGAAAGACGGAUUAAAAAUAAACUCUCGGUGAAAAAGAGCCAACUAGAUGCAAACUAGAAAAUUAUGAUAAUGGCAGUAGUGACACUUAAAUAUCCCACCUUGUGAACACAUGCUAAUUGUGCUAAUUGCUAAUUGUGUGUUUUGGAUUUUAUAUCAAACAACUUUGUGCCAUAGCUCUUUAGAAAGCAUCCUCCGUUUAGACUGAUGCAUGCAAAAAAAAUUUAAAAUCUUAAGACCGUCUAUUUCAUGUUAUCGGGACACAAAAGCAGGCGCAGUAGUAUGGAAACAGCUAACAAAGAGAUUUUGGAUGUAGUGUUGCGCAAUUGAAAAGCCAUGAAAUAUAUAUUGUCUUACUCUUUGCUUCAUUCUGUAUGCUGCUACUUCCAUAUAAUGUUUCUGGGGUACAGUAAAGUACUUAGACAGCAAAACUUUGGAAAUUCAUUGUAUAUAUCGCAGUAUAGGCUUUUUUAAAGUUUGAUGCUAUGUGUAUGUACGUGUGUGUGUGUGUGUGUUACUGUAAUAUAUGCGUGGUUGAGGAAGGGAGGAUUGUUAAGUGUUUGAGCUCUAUACCUGCUACUCUCCAGCGAGGUUCGUCUUGUCCUCACAGAGACAGAAAUGGAAACAGCAUUUUCACUCUGCCUCUGAAUUUUAAGUAACAGCCAACACCAUAGCAACAGCAACAAAUAAACCCUUUCAAAAAUGGUAUGAAAUGAUAUGCUUGUGAGGGACAAGGUAGAAUCCCGGGAAGCGAGGAAAAUCUGAGAUAAAUUUUGAUUUAAUGUGUUUGUUUUGUUAUGCAGAUACUUGUUCUUUCGUAAUGUGGCCGAGGUCAUUGGAAAGGAAAGCUGAUUCACUGGUUAAACACGACCCCGACAAAGAACAACGGGGAUAAUGUUAGUGUUUUUAAUAGUGUCGUUUUACAAAUUUUAUUCACUAGAUAUAUGAAUAUGCAGCAGAAUCCCUCUCAGUAUUUUUUAACAUCAGAUACAACCUUUGAUGCAAAAUUUACUUUUCCUCAACACUGAGGGAUGCAAAGUUGAAAAGAUUUUAAAUGUUUGAGACAAGAUGAGAAAAAACAUGAUGGGUUAUUUGCUGCAUGUUUCCUUGUGUAUGUUAUCAUAACAGGAAUGAUGUGACUGUUAUGUUUGGCAAAAAAAAGAACAAUGUCAUCACAUUAAAUAAUACAAACAAUACUUUGAAACAAUAAAGAAGUGCUGAAUGGAUUUAAAAGAAUAUAUGUUUAAGGGCCGACACUUUAAACACAGCACAUCAUCCCAUAGAUGAGCUCAGCUUGGAAAAAAAAGAUCUUAAUUGCUAUACAUUUACUGCAAUUCAAUUCAGCCAUCGCUCUGUGGAGGGCCUGGAAAAUGUGUUUCAGCAACAAUGAAGACAGUUCAUCUUAACGUUGGGACAUCAAAUCAAAAAGACGCGACCAAACCGGAGUCCAACUGUUGAAAUGGAUAAUCUUGAUGUUUUCUCCCUGCAGUGGUCCCACUUCAGUGUGUGCUGACUGUCUGGGCUCCUGAACCUGUUGCAUAUAAGUCAAAAUUGAUUUGAUUACCCUUUAAUCAGUCCUGCAAGAUACAGAAAUUAGGAAGUCGCUGUCCUAAGAAGACAUUAUUAAUGGGCCAUUUGUUUGUUUCCAUAUCAAAAGAGAACAGUGGUCUCAACAUCUAUUGGCUGAAUUGACAUGAAAUCAGUUAUGUGUUUUUUCUCCCUUCGAGAUGUACCAUCAUCACUUUCCACAACAUUAGUCACCAAAUACUCAGUUAAUGACAUUGUCUAUUUCUGUUCAGUUUAAUUGGCAGUGACACACAAUAACAAUGUAUCAUCCCUUAAAACUAAACAAUAGUCUAAAAUGGCUGAAAAAAGCGGGAUACUGUGACUUUUUCAAUGAAUAAAGGACAUUCGUUUAAUAUUAACAGAUGACAUGUGAUGAUAAUAUGAUGAUAGCCUUUGGAGCAUCUACCCUGAGCGUCGCAUGGAGUGUCGGGACGCAUUAAUUUAUCACGCCCAUCCACCGCUGAUGAGGCUGAUAGAAUGAUAAGUAUGUGGCAGAGAGGGGGAUGUGGAAGGGUGAGUAACAGCAGCACUAAGUACUAAGUACUACUAAGGAUGGAGAGACAAUCCCAUUUAAAACACGACGGCAGCAAGACGAAAGGCUUAUGAAGUAAUUGUGUUCCUGUGCUAUCGGGGAACAGAGACCAGCUGAUCAGAACAGCUGAUAUUGAAAGGCCCGAAUGAGAGGAAGGAAGUUAUGAGAGAGCGUGAGAGGAGUUAACGGCAUUCAUGAGGAAUAAGCUACAGGCCGAGGUAUGCAAAAGAAUAGUGUUUUUGACUAAAUGUAUGCUACAGUUUUAUUUGUUAUGUACUGGAUACUUUGUUAAUUUAGGAACGAUUUUGGAAAAACUUUGUUGUAGUUGUAGUCCAGUUUAGUUCUAAAAACCUCCACGUUGGAUGUUAAUAUGAAUCCUUUGUCCUUUGUAGGAUCUAUUGUGAUUUAAUGUAUUGCCAAUUAAAUCAUCUUUAUUUGAAUCUGAAAGUAAGACAAAUGGGACAAAGCGAAAAAAUGCAUUCCUCCUUUUUAUUUUUUUUACAAAGCUUUGAAUGUAUAAUGAAUUGUCAUGGGAGCUAAUGACGUGAGUAACCAAACUUAUUACACCGUGAAUGCGAAAAGCUCUGUGAAGAGAGGCCACAGUCCCUUUGCAAUGUGAUAAAAGGGUUGGGGUUAAUGUUGUAUUUAACAGUGCUCAACAAAUAAAGCCUAAUUAUUCA
Gasterosteus aculeatus aculeatus (three-spined stickleback) is the source of this 4826-nucleotide messenger RNA. NCBI's taxonomy places the organism in Eukaryota, Metazoa, Chordata, Actinopteri, Perciformes, Gasterosteidae. The record is from RefSeq and is a predicted model, not a curated record.